Messenger RNA from Mercurialis annua (annual mercury), 1340 nucleotides. Its product is annotated as calcineurin B-like protein 4. Gene Ontology annotation, biological process: calcium-mediated signaling. The transcript is spliced from 8 exons. Gene Ontology annotation, molecular function: kinase binding; calcium ion binding. Lineage: Eukaryota; Viridiplantae; Streptophyta; Magnoliopsida; Malpighiales; Euphorbiaceae. The record is from RefSeq and is a predicted model, not a curated record. Bases 228 to 848 code for a protein of 206 amino acids.
UUUUAAAAAUUUAAAUUUGCUUUUGACAAUAAACAAAUCAAAUUGAAUUUGAUGAAUUGGCGCGUGUACAGGCUCUGUGAAGCAGAGUCAUCGACGCCCAUAAAUAUAGCAGAAAAGAAUUAAAAUAAUUAUUAGCAGAAGUAGCUGACAAAGAUUUGCAUAGCUACAAUUGCCUUGAUCUUUCAUCCUAAUUUAGUUAUUUUGUAUUAACUCUGAAAUUAAUAUCAAUGGGUUGCAUCCCUUCAACAGAAGCUGAACCUGAUUUGGAAAAUUUCAGAGGUCUAGCUGCUCAAACAGUUUUUUCUAUCAAUGAAGUAGAGGCCUUGUAUGAUCUGUACACCAAAAUGAGUAAUUCCAUAGUUAAAGAUGGGUUUAUAAACAAGGAAGAAUUCCAGUUUGCUCUUUUCAGAAACAACAAGAAGACAAACCUUUUUGCAGACAGAAUAUUUGAUCUUUUUGAUAUCAACCAUAAUGGACGGAUUGACUUUGGAGAAUUUGUCCACUCGUUGAGUGUCUUUCACCCCAAAACUCCUGAAGCAGUCAAAAUGAAAUAUGCAUUCAAGCUCUAUGAUCUUAGGCAUACCGGUUACAUUGAGCGAGAAGAGUUGAAGGAGAUGGUACUUGCACUUCUCAAUGAAUCUGAUCUCGUUUUAUCUGAUGAUGUCAUUGAAUCAAUAGUGGACAGGACAUUCACGGAGGCAGAUAGAAACGGAGAUGGUAGGAUUGAUCAAGAAGAGUGGGAAGAAUAUGUGGCAAGGAAUCCAUCACUCCUAAAGAACAUGACGCUUCCUUAUUUAAUGGACAUAACACUAGCAUUCCCCAGCUUCAUCCUGAAUUCUGAAAACUGAAGCUAUAGAAUCACAGUUUGUGGAUGAGUUUUCCUAUCUGGCUGUUCGCUUCAGUAUCAGGUCUGUUUGUUUUUAUCUCCAUGGUGGGCAGCAUGCCAAAUAUAUAAAACACUGAACGUGAGCAAAGGGCAUGCACGACGAUGCCAUUUCACAGACAACCCGAAGAAGAUAGAAUGCAUGUACCAGCGAGUCAAAAUGUGAUAAAUCUUUUGAAGCAGGGAAUAUGCUGUGGAAUAUGCAAAUAGUAGUAAAGUUCUGUUCACCUAAUUCUUUUUCUCAAUUUGCGCUCAAACCCAACAAAUGAAUUUGGCAAUGUUCUGUAUCUAUGUAUUUUCAAGCAAUAGAAGUCAAGAAUUAACAAAAAAGAAAAAGAUGUUUCUGAUUGCUAGUUCUAAGCAACUUCUUGUAUGCAAAUAAAAUGAACACUCUUGAAAUUGUUAAAACGGUCUUAGUUUGUAUGUCGUUUGUCAACUGGUUGUUUGUUAUUUUAAA